Messenger RNA from Exserohilum turcica Et28A, 1242 nucleotides. RefSeq lists its product as uncharacterized. The record is from RefSeq and is a predicted model, not a curated record. Bases 1 to 1242 code for a protein of 413 amino acids. Lineage: Eukaryota; Fungi; Ascomycota; Dothideomycetes; Pleosporales; Pleosporaceae. The transcript is spliced from 3 exons.
AUGACGUUGACUGAACGUGGGUUAAAAAUUGCUGUCAGUCCUGAUGGAAACGAGGCUCUACUGAGCUAUGGCUGGACUAGGAUGGAAGAAACGGGAGAAGAUUUCAUCCAUCUAGGCAAAGCGUUUCUAACCUUGCUCGCAACUAUACAAGGCAAUCAUCUUGAUUAUAUCCAGGCUAAGCUUUCCCCUCAUAAGCUAGUAUUUGAACAUCCCUCUCGUGAGGACUCGAACGAAGCAAUAGAAACUGCUCUAUCUGAUGCUCAAAGAAUCCAGUUCUAUCCUAGAAUUCUCGAUUCACACCUCAUAGCUGCUAGAAUAGCUGAUGCAAGUCAGCAUAGUUCUGUCUAUAACGAAAUCAGUCGAGCGUCUUUUGUUGAUGGAAAGGCGCCGCGUUGGAGCAACAGCGUAGAACACAUAUCACGAUACAUAACACCAGAAGAAUCUACGGCCACAGAAGGAUUAGAAAAUCCUUUAGAUGCAACUGAAACAUUACAUUUCGAGACUGCGGAAGACAGAGGGCCAGAGCCUAUCCUAAAUGAUGUCCCUUCCCUACACUUAGCUACUCAGUCAAGGAUGCCUUCCGUACCUCCAUCCGUGCUAUCGUCUGACUGGAGUACAAGCCCAGUACAGGAGACGGAAUUUACAUUACCAGAUGACGCAAUAGUGACUCAUUGGCUUUACUCGUACGACCAGCUGAGCCGCCUCUAUAGGUCCUCAUACGAAGAGAUCCAGUAUGUGGUUGAGAUUGGUGAUUCGUUUCUGCGAGAAGACGCAAAAGAUUUCAUCAAUAGUUUCUGCCGCAGUUGGGAUGCAGAAGAUCCAUGGUCUCGUCUUCCUACCGGCAAUCCAGUGACUGGCAUGUCCUUGACAGAAAAGAUAUUCAAAAGCCUCCAGUGUGCUGAAACAAUCUCAGCUGACUCAUUAGUCGAACCUAUCAAACUAAGAAUGGCAAGGGUUCUAUUAUAUCAUCAAUAUGAGCAGAAACUCAUCGAGCUUAGACAUAACUCUAGCUCACCCACUCGUCUUUCUUCAGGCAAGGGUUUAGCUAGCAUAGCAAAGUCCGUCAUCUUGGAAAGAAUAUAUGGGUCGCAGUAUAAGAACCUCACUGCACACGCUAAACGAAAACGCGAGAACAGUCUCAAAUGGCAUACGAGAAUUGGCAAGAGAUGGUCAUAUGUGACAUCUCAGCUUGGAGUUGGGAUAAUUUUGACUUGCAGCCAUAUUCUAGAGAUUCAUAUGUGA